AUGCCCCCCAUGAAUAUCGAGCUCUUCACCGUUAUCGUUGGCUUACUGAGCCUUGCAACUCUCUUUUCCCCCGUCUAUGCCUUCAUUGAGAGCUGGUCUAUGACCUCCAUGCACAAGACCAUCUACAAGGCAUUAGAAGAAGCCCGUCAGCUGUUGUCAGGUCGCGCAGGCGUGGAGUCUCUUCUAGAAGAGCUGCGACGUUUGAGAGACGAAUUGUUUAUACUGCACGCUCAAGCAAUACGGCCGCGUUCUAUAUGGUCCGGGAGGUAUAUGUCGGCGCUGUACCACAUGUACCUCCUUUACAAGAACGCAAUGUCUCUUAGAGACAGAGCCUUGAUCUUUGUUGCGGAUGCCGUCAUAGAGGAACGGACCGUGGUUCUGAAAUCAUCGGGCUCUAGCAUCACUGAGCAAUUACAGUUGUCCAGUUUGCGAACCAUAGACAUUAUGGAGCGUGGAGUCUCAUGGCAAGGCUCAAUUAAUAGCUCUUCCGUUCUUGAGCUUGAUCUGUCGGCGGAUUAUCUGAUGGGGCGGCAGAUACAAGAUCCACCGCCUUCCCUCGCACUGGAAUACACGUCGCCGUCAUCAUCGUCGCCGUCGCCUACAAGUCAGAGCGCCAGCCAUCGAUCCCCGACCCUUGAAUCGCCCCGACGCUUUCCCAAUGGUACCUUGCUACGUUCUGUCAACGCGGCUCGUCGUUCCACACUUCCUACUCAACAUGUGAGAGAAGACCCAAUUGUCCGUUCAGACGCUAUUCGUCGCUCUCCGUCUGGUACCCAGUCUAUAUAA
Messenger RNA from Fibroporia radiculosa, 786 nucleotides. RefSeq lists its product as uncharacterized. The transcript has 4 exons. The record is from RefSeq and is a predicted model, not a curated record. NCBI's taxonomy places the organism in Eukaryota, Fungi, Basidiomycota, Agaricomycetes, Polyporales, Fibroporiaceae. The coding region runs from base 1 to 786 and encodes 261 amino acids.